UCACGAUGCCUGGUGACGGAGCGGAGGAACACGCGAAGGAAACAAACCAGAUGGCGGCAGGACCUGUACCAGUUUCAUCUCUCUGCUGUGAAAACUUGUUUUUUUUAUCUUUUAACUCGAGCAGACGAUGGAAAGGGUCGUAGGGCUCGAGAAAGAGACGGUGCAAAUCUGCUUCAUUCCACAAACCCAAGGUCCCGUUUUUUAUCCCAAGGUUGGGGCUUUUUGAUUCAUUUUUUUAUGGGACAGAUGACGGGAGGGUCAACAGGCCUAUUUCUACUGACGUCUCUUUCUCUCUCUUCCUCCGCCUAGAGAUUUCCUUUUCCUUUGUUUUGCGAGGCUUCGUAAUGUCCACGCGUAGGAAGUCUCCUUUUAUCUUCCACACCCGUUUACACCAACUCGCACCAGCCUCUCGGCCUUCUAAAGCUUCGAUCUUUGAGGUCUCGGAGCAGGAAAUUGCCUCGUUCGCGUCCUAGGUGGUAGGGAAGGGAGAGGAAGACAGAACGCGGUUCUUGAGUUCCUCUUGCCUUCCUUCUCUUUCUUUCUGCCCUUCGGUGACAGCGAGAGGGUGUUGAGGCAUCUGCUCAUACCUUAAACGGAUCGUCUAUGCUUUUGCAUCCUCUGGUGUAUCCAUCAGAUCUCCCUUUUUUUAUUUUUUUAUUGUGUUGUAUUUGUUCUCCCUGAGUCCUCUUCCCCUCUAUUCAGUUCUGUCGAUUUGAUUCUGCUCCUUUGUUUAUUGCAUGGAGAUCUUGUUCUAAGACCUUGGGAAACUCGGAAAUCUGGGUUGAAAAGCGAGAACACGCAUUAGAUCUACUACUAGCAUCUGCUAGCACUUGGUGAGGAAGAGUGUUUUUGAAGCAACGAAGCGAGUUCGAAGAGGUGUGAUUGAGAAAGAGAGGAAAUAAAAUUGAUUUUCAAUGAGUUUUGGAGGUUUGUUCGACAGCGGCUCCGGCCGCGGUGGCGGUGGCGCUCGGACGGGGUUGGCCGAUGCGGUGCACCGCAGCUCCACCGCCAUGUCUGCCAGCAACAUCUCACAGCCGCUCCUCGCCUCGCCUUCUCUCCCCAUGUUCAACUCCCCUGGCCUCUCCCUCACCCUGCAAUCGGAUAUGGAAGGCACGGGUGCCGCCGGUAAAGGUGGAGCGUGGGAUCUGGAUUCGGGGCGUCAGAACAAGGAAGACGAGAACGAGAGCCGGUCAGGAGGGAGCGACAACCUGGGAGGACUCUCCGGGGACAAUUUAGAACAGGAGAACCCGCGCAAGAAGAAGCGAUACCAUCGCCACACCCCGCACCAAAUCGAAGAACUCGAAGCAUUCUUCAAGGAUUGCCCUCACCCUGAUGAGAAGCAAAGGUUGGAACUUAGCAAGAGGUUAUCCUUGGAGGCUCGCCAGGUCAAGUUCUGGUUCCAGAACCGCCGAACCCAGAUGAAGACCCAAAUGGAACGCCACGAAAACAUGAUCCUAAGGCAGGAGAACGACAAGCUUCGCGCUGAGAACUUGUCAAUCAGGGAGGCGACGAGGAACCCUGUCUGCAGCAACUGCGGUGGGCUGGCGAUGCUCGGCGAAGGGUCGCUCGAAGAACAACACUUGAGAAUUGAGAAUGCCCGUCUCAAGGAUGAGCUUGAUCGUGUUUGCUCCCUCAUUGGGAAGUUCCUCGGCAAGCCUAUAUCUGCGUUGUCUAGUCCACUUCCUCUCCCGAUGUCAAAUUCAACAUUGGAUCUUGCAGUCGGGAACAAUGUUUUCGGUGGCCUGGGUUUGGUGACCCCGGCAACGUUGCCUCCGGUCACUGAUUUAACCGCCGGAGCAACAAGCGGCCCAUUCGGCACCGUUACAACUCCUGCAAGGAACGUUGGCACGGGAACUCUAGACGGUGUGGAUAGAUCGCAGGAGAGAUUCGUGUUCUUGGAACUUGCACUCACAGCAAUGGAUGAGCUGGUGAAGAUGGCUCAGAUGGAGGAUCCUCUUUGGGUUCCAACUUUGGAUGGAGGGAAGGAAACACUGAACUACGAGGAGUAUCUUCGAAGUUUCCCUCGCUGCAUCGGUGCGAUGCCCGUUGAGUUGGUGUCGGAGGCCACCAGGGCUACCGACGCCGUGAUCAUCAAUAGCUUGGCGUUGGUUGAGACUCUCAUGGACGCCACUCGGUGGGUAGAUAUGUUUCCUUCUGUGAUUGCAAGAGCGACCACGAUUGAUGUGAUCUCCAGUGGCAUGGGUGGUAGCAGAAAUGGUGUGCUCCAACAUAUGCAUGCAGAACUUCAAGUUCUCUCGCCACUGGUGCCUGUCCGAGAUGUCCGUUUCCUUAGGUUCUGCAAGCAACUUACAGAGGGAGCUUGGGCGGUAGUAGAUGUCUCCAUCGAUGGAAUUAGAGACGACCUUUCUGCUCCACCUCCUAAUAUGAGUUGCCGCCGGUUGCCGUCUGGUUGCCUGGUGCAGGACAUGCCUAAUGGUUAUUCUAAGGUCACAUGGGUGGAGCACGCCGAGUACGACGAGGCCGCGGUGCACCCGCUGUUCCGGCCGCUGGUGCGCUCCGGCAUGGCGCUCGGCGCACAUCGUUGGGUCGCCUCCCUCCAACGCCGGUGCCAGUCCUUGGCUAUGCUCAUGUCCUCUUCGCUCUCCCAUGACGAUACCACCACAAUAACGCCGAGUGGGAGGAGGAGCAUGCUGAAGCUGGCGCAGCGCAUGACGGACAACUUCUGCGCCGGGGUGUGCGCGUCGUCAGCCCACGAGUGGAACAACCUCAGCGGCAGGAUCAACAUCGGCGAGGACGUGAGGGUCAAGACCAGCCAGAACGUGGCCGAGCCCGGGGAGCCACCGGGGGUGGUGCUGAGCGCUGCCACCUCGGUGUGGCUCCCUAUCGCCCCACAGCGCCUUUUCGACUUCCUCCGCAACCAGCAGCUACGGAGCCAGUGGGAUAUCCUCUCCAACGGCGGUCCCAUGGAGGAGAUGGCCCACAUCGCCAACGGAAAGACCGGCAACACCGUCUCCCUCCUCCGUGCCAGCGCGGUGAGUGCAGACCACAACAGCAUGCUGAUACUGCAAGAAACGUGCACGGACUCGUCCGGGUCGGUUGUGGUGUACGCCCCGGUGGACGUGCCGGCCAUGCACCUCGUUAUGAGCGGCGGCGACUCCACCUACGUCGCCCUUCUCCCGUCUGGUUUCGCCAUCCUCCCCGACGGCCGCGGCAGCGGCGCAGGCGUCACCCACAAGGCGGGAGGGUCGCUGCUCACCGUCGGGUUCCAGAUUCUGGUGAACAGCCAGCCGACGGCGAAGCUGACGGUGGACUCGGUGGAGACCGUCAGCAACCUUAUCUCAUGCACCGUGGAAAAGAUCAAGGCAGCCAUCCACUGCGAAGCUUGAAGAGGAGCAUGGCGAGAGGACGUCAGGUAAUGCAUGGAUUGAGUCAAGAACGAACCACAACGUAAAAAAACCUUUGCCAAGUGGUAAGGAAGUAUGGAAACACUGCUAAAACCCUAUCGGCACUAAGAGCAGCCCAUAAUCCUUAACACGGAGCAAUGGUGGUGGUUCGGGCAUUGACUCGUUCCGAUCGACGCGCUUGCUGAAUCUCCAGCACAGUGAGAUGCUGCAUGAUUAGUAUUGUAGUGGUUUGGCCUUUGUAGUUUUUGCCAUCUGCAACAUAGUUAACUGGUGAUGAAAGGAGCAAGUAGUGCUGUUUGCUGCAUAUGAGCGUAGUUUUUUAUCGGACAUAUAAGUUGCUGCAUAUAACUGUAUAUGAGCUCCAAUAGCUCUUCCUUUACUUCCUCUUGUGUUUACCAGCCA
This is a messenger RNA of Musa acuminata AAA Group (dessert banana), 3767 nucleotides long. Its product is annotated as homeobox-leucine zipper protein ROC5-like. Lineage: Eukaryota; Viridiplantae; Streptophyta; Magnoliopsida; Zingiberales; Musaceae. The coding region runs from base 915 to 3347 and encodes 810 amino acids. The transcript is spliced from 9 exons. Gene Ontology annotation, molecular function: lipid binding; DNA binding; DNA-binding transcription factor activity, RNA polymerase II-specific. Gene Ontology annotation, biological process: regulation of DNA-templated transcription. The record is from RefSeq and is a predicted model, not a curated record.